This is a messenger RNA of Serinus canaria (Common canary), 1067 nucleotides long. RefSeq names its product ATPase H+ transporting V0 subunit b (gene ATP6V0B). The record is from RefSeq and is a predicted model, not a curated record. The transcript has 7 exons. Gene Ontology annotation, cellular component: proton-transporting V-type ATPase, V0 domain. Gene Ontology annotation, biological process: proton transmembrane transport. The coding region runs from base 136 to 771 and encodes 211 amino acids. NCBI's taxonomy places the organism in Eukaryota, Metazoa, Chordata, Aves, Passeriformes, Fringillidae. Gene Ontology annotation, molecular function: proton-transporting ATPase activity, rotational mechanism.
GCUGUGUGAGGAGGCAGGCAGUGCUGGCAGUGCCUCCCAGGAGCAGCACUUGCUUUUGAGUGAUGGGCAGUGGUCACUGCGUCACAGGAGAACAAGAGCUGCAGUGAGCAGGGCCUUUGCUCCCCGGGAGGUGGGAUGGAUGCAGCCCCUGUGUUCCUACGAGGCUCCCUACGAGGUCCUGGUGCAGCCAUUGCUGCUCUGCCCUCCAUGUCUCCAAGCCCGGGCUUCUGCUUCACAGUGAGGGCUUGGGAGGAAGAUCUUGAUCCAUGCAGGUUUCUGACAGAGACCUCACCCUACAUGUGGUCCAACCUGGGCAUUGGCUUGGCCAUCUCCCUGUCUGUGGUGGGAGCUGCCUGGGGAAUUUACAUUACGGGAUCCAGCAUCAUUGGUGGUGGAGUCAAAGCCCCACGGAUCAAAACAAAGAAUCUGGUGAGCAUCAUUUUCUGCGAGGCCGUGGCCAUCUACGGGAUCAUCAUGGCAAUAGUCAUCAGUAACAUGGCUGAGCCUUUCACUGGAGUCACCCCAGAAGAGAUUGGAGCCAGGAACUACCACGCAGGUUUCUCCAUGUUUGGAGCUGGUCUGACCGUGGGUUUAUGCAAUCUCUUCUGUGGGGUCUGUGUGGGCAUCGUGGGCAGCGGGGCUGCCCUGGCUGAUGCCCAGAAUGCCAGCCUCUUCGUCAAGAUCCUGAUUGUGGAAAUCUUUGGCAGUGCCAUAGGGCUGUUUGGAGUCAUCGUUGCUAUCCUGCAGACAUCUAAAGUAAAAAUGGGCUGAGCCCUCUUGCACUCAGCCUGUUCCAGCCCACCCCAAGAGGUUCUGUAUAUACUUAUUUAAUGUUUCUAUACUCGAUUGGGGUGGGAGAUUGCUGGCACCGGCAGCAGGAGCCUGACCGCGUAGAGCCCCGUCCUGCAGAUCAGUCGGCCCCUUGGAAGAAACAAAUUUCUCUGUGUGAAUUCUGCCCCCAGCAGCCUGGCCCAGCUCGUGGGGCCCUGCUGCUGCCCGUCCCCGGUGUGUAGAAUUGACCAUCAGUGCAAUCCUGUGUCAGUGAAAAUAAAUAUGGUUCUUGUCCA